CUGCCGCGAGGCCAGGGCCGGCUGCCCCCCGAGCCGGGUGGGCUCAGGUUACGGCGGCGGCGGGGGGUGCCCGUGGCUCGGUGGCGCGGCGGGCGGGCGGCGAUUCCCCGGAGCCGCCGUCGGGGCCAGGGAACCUUAGGAGCCAGCUCUUACGUCCUGUGGCUGAAGGUGAAUCCAGUAAAGAUGACAUCAUCCGUUUUUGUCUUCUGUAUUUGAGGAUUACUCAUGCCAGGAUGUAGCGGACCAUAUUCGGUGCUGGGAAUCGAACCAAGUCAGGGUCCAUACAAGGAACUGCUAGAGGAAAACUCUUAGACGUCUCCCACAUCAUGGCAGCAGUUGCCUUUUACCUUCUAAAUGGCCGGAAGAACCAUAGGCCUGAGCCAAGAUAUAUGUUAGUUUAUCCUGUUUAUCCUGAAACUGCCUCCUAUUUUCCAAGGUGUCCUCAUGACUUCUCCUGCGGACCAUGUCCAUGAUCCUUUUCGCCUGUGUGGUCAGGGUGAGAGAUGGGCUGGCCCUGUCCGCCUCCACUGACUUCUACCACACCCAGGAGUUCCUGGAGUGCAGGAGACGGCUCAAGAUCACAGCGGCGCGACUGGCCCAGUACCCAGGACGAGGCUCUGCGGAAGGCCUGCACUUCACCAUUCAUGUCUCUUCUCUGGGGGAUGUGGCCUGCAUGGCUAUCUGCUCCCGCCAGUGCCCGGCAGCCAUGGCUUUCUGCUUCCUGGAGACCUUGUGGUGCGAAUUCACGACUUCCUACGACCGUGCCCGCAUCGGCCUGGCCACCAGGCCAUACGCCUUUCUCGAGUUUGACAGCAUCAUUCAGAGAGUGAAGAAGCAUUUUAACUACAUCAGUCUCACUCAGCUAGGGAGCAGCUUAGAGCAGAUCCAGGAGGAGCUCAGGUGCCAGCCACCGGCACGUCUCAUGCUGGAGGACACAGCUGUCCCCAAUGGGAUGAUGAACGGCCACACAAAGGUGCACUUGGAGCCUGCUCCUAACUUCCGACUGGAACCCGUGACCGCCCUGGGCAUCCUUUCCUUGGUCCUCAACAUCAUGUGUGCGGCUCUGAAUCUUGUUCGUGGAAUUCACCUUGCGGAACAUUCUGUACAGGUUGCCCAGGAGGAAAUUAAAAAUAUUCUGGCCUUUUUCAUUCCCUUUGUAGCCUGCAUUUUCCAGUGUUACCUGUACCUCUUCUACAGUCCCGCAAGGACUCAGAAGGUGCUUCUGCUGCUGCUCUCCAUUUGCCUGGGCAACAUGUACCUGCACGGGCUGCGGAACAUCUGGCAGAUCCUCUUCCACGUGGGCGUGGCCUUCCUGUCCUCCUACCAGAUACUGACCAGGCAGCUUCAGGAGAAGCAGUCCGACUGUGGUGUGUGAGGCGGGCGGCGUGGGCCUGGUGGGCCCUUCUGUGUCCCCAUAAGGAUUGCCUGGGAUGUCCCGCCUGAGCCACGGCAUCAUCUCGCCCUUUCCAUCUUGAAGUUCUUUUUGACCGGCCCAAACGGAGGAACGGAGAAUUGGGGUGUGGAGCCAGGCUCAGGGGAAGAACUGGGGGCUGCCAGAUACCCUGUCCCAGUUUUGUGCCGAGCCGUUGCUGCAGAACCUGACUCUCUGGCUCAGCACGUUCACUUUGGACAGCCGAAUGUAGGGGCUCGAUCAGAAGGAGCACUGUUGAGAGACCAGAAUGGAAUUAUUCUGGUCUUUGACAUCCAAUGACGCAAUAAACCACUAGAUUCAAGAAGCCUAGUUUUAGUCACUGGCAGUUGUUUCCAGGAAGCCUCUUUGAAAUCUUGUAGCCGCUUUGCAAUCUGUAAUGUGACUCAGUGUUUUUAGAGGGCCAGUUCAGGGUAAAUCCAAAACAUAAGAAUACGGUUCGUAAAUAGGAGCUAGGUAAGUUUUGUUUACAUUGUUUACACUUUUUUGAUAACUUGGGUCCUGUAUGAUAACCUUUGGCAAAAGAUUGCAAUGUAUUUUGGAUAUCGAUUGGCCUUUCCUUCGUUUAGGGAAAGGACAAACUUAUGAUGAGAUACAGGGUAAGAGAGCCGAGUAUUUAAUUUGUAUGUCAUGGUGGCAGGAACUCUGUGGCACAGAAAUGUUUCAUAUUUAUUUGCAGGGUACCUUUGACUAUUUUAAAAGGGAACCAAAUUGCCAUGGCUGGAGAAUUGGAGGCUGAGGCAUGAGCAGACAUGAGAAUUGCAGGUGGCUGCAAGCUGGCGUGGGUGAAUCCAUGGGCAAAUGGUGUAGACUCACUGUGAGGCGCUCCCGGAAGCUCCAGGGUGCCUGGAGCCAAAUGCCUGUGGUUUCACUGAUGAGCACUUGACCCUGUGAACCUAUUCCCAGAAGAGAGUCCAAAUUAACUUCGCCUUUAUAGCAUUCCCAGUUAUCUUAAUGAGAUCAGGAGUCUCAUUUUUUUUUAAUGAGAGUUAAGUAGGUGUUAACUUUUUUAAAGUUUUAUGAAGAUAUAAUUAGCCACAUACCCACAAAAGUUACUUUACCAUUUCUCAUUGUCAAAAUGUUGAUUGAUCCCAACUUUCUAAGCUGCAGAUCUGAAUAAGGUCCUGGAGGUCUCCACUAGGCUUUGGCCCUGAUUUUCCAGGACCUCGAAGGAGGCCAUUUCAGGAGUUUGCUCUUCUGCUCAUUCUUGGUAGACGUCUGGAAUUUGGAUAGUUUGACCACAACUGCAUGGGAUACUUUGAGUCGCAUUAUUUGAUUUUAAUCAAAAGGAUGCUCCCUCGAUCAUGUUUGAAAGUUGAAAACCAUUGCAAGAGCUCUCGAGUAGUUAGGAAAAAGUAUAUCAUAUAAUUGCAUUUUAGGGAGUUCAUUCAUGCUUGAUUACUACUGCUGGGGUUUUGUCUGUCAUCUUGCUACCUUGGUAUCACUUUGGAAAAAAAACAGACAAGUUCAUGUGACUGAGUGCUGUGUUGGAAAAAUGUUGCCAUGGUAAUUUUAUUUUCAUACAAUAGAUUUUUCUAUUUUUAGCCAAGCACAAUAUCUGGCUUUGUAAGUUUUAUCAGCAGCGCUGUCCUCCGUGGCAGUGUUCUUCAGCCCCUGGUCUGCACACCACUGCUCGCCCGUGGGUGUCAGAAGGCUGAAGACCACUGGUGUCUGCCACCUUGGUUGUAACUGCUGGGCCGUGGAGCGGUGCGGGUCCUCUGGUGUGAAAAGGCCGAAGGACACCGCCCACUGCAUUUCACAGGUGUCUGCCUGUGGAUUUUUCAGUGUCAUCCUUUCCUGGAUACCCAGCCAGUGCGUGUUCAGGCUUUCUAAAGGGGAUCAUUUUGAAUAGUUGGUAAAAGACAACGGGAAGUCAAAAAGUGGAGGCAGAUCUUCCUAAGUCAGAAGCACAAGAGUGUAGUAAUUUAUGGGGAGCCCCUACAGGAGAAUCAUGUUCUUCCCGGUGUCACCACGUAGCUCCCGGUCCCCCCUCUGUGGGUCUGCACCGGCCACCCACGUUCUGCACACAGUGAGGAACAAUCCCGGAAGCAUUCCUGGGAAUGUUUCCCUGAUGCCGAGCCUCGCGUGGAGAUAUUCCCCACACUUGGCCCAGCAUGGUCUUUUCGUGUGUUGAGAGCGGCACAGGGUUUGAGAUUUUCCCUGGCAAACCAAAGGGAAGAGAUGCUGUAGACAAACCGUGCAAGAGAAGCCCAUGUAGACGCCGUCGAACCAGGAUCCUGCUGAGGGAGGCCUCAGCUCCCCGAACGAUGGGCAGAACCUUCUGGAGAGUUGGUGCCAGAUUUCUGUCCAGGCUCAGGUUGCUGACAGGGGUCAGGCCUGGGUUUAGCUCCCCGCUGUUGUCCAGGAGGCCCUAAAGCUGUUCCCUUGCCGCUGGUGACACCUCCCUCCCCUGGGGGCUCCCCGUGUGCCAGCACUGUUGUUAGCUGCUGUCUGCAUACCCCCCGCCUCCCCCCACACACAUACUCAGUGAACUCACCUGGGGUUUCGUAGCAGACACAGACCCCUGUUGUAGGGGGCUCUGGUGACAGGCAUCCCACAUCAAGACUCAGCCCUUCAGAGUUCUGUGAAGACGAGGGUGAAGGCUGCAUUGAAGACCCUUGGUCAUCCCCGCCCCAAGCUCCCCGUUCUUCGAGGGCCCCCCACUCUUCAUCUCUGGAGUCACUCCCAGGAGGUGCAGGUGCAGGAGCUUCUGAGGGGGCAGAUGACAUGACUGCAGCAGGUUGGUCGACAGCCCUGCUUAGGGUCACAGUGAUGCCACGACAGGCCCGUGGGGCUGCGCACAGCUGCUGUUCUGGGGCGGGGGAAGCUGGGCUGCGGGCUGGGCCUGGGUCUGCUGCACCCUUGCAGACCUUUGGACUCCCGUGCCGUUCCCCGAGGAGGUGCUGAGAUCAGGCGAGAACGAGGCACACUGGGCAGCGGGGCAGGAGUCCCCUCCAGAUCGGGCCAGCCUCUGCCCAGCUAGUCUCGAGUAUCCUUAUUUGGGAAGGGAUGACCAUCAACUCCCUCCACCCCCUGAAGCUGUUGGGGGAGCCUGAGUCCUGGGCACACCCUGUGGCUUGGUGCGAAAGGAGGACUUUGCUGGGGGUUCGGCAUGCAUCAGAUACCUGGCCAGCAAGCAGAGGGCAUUUUCUGAUCCUGACCGGUAAACUGUCCCUUUCUGCGCUCCAGACAGGUGAAGCCUCCUGGCUCCCUCCCCGGGGCUGCUCCUGCCCAGCCCAGCACAGAGCCCUGGCACCCCGAGGCUCCCCCAAGCAGGAGCAGGGAAUUUGCUUUCGCAACUGUCACCAACCUUCAAGGUCUGUCCCUGACCCAGAGGAGGGAACCCUCUUCUGGUUGGGGUGAAUGUUGUCAGAUUCGGCUGCCAGGGAACCUCAUUGGUAGGGAACCUGCGGACAAGAGCUCCCUGGUAAAAACCUGAGAAUGGAGGGGUGCUGGGGGAGGGGGGGCACGGGAAUACCUGUCUGUGUGUCCUGAGGGCCGAGCUGUCACCCACAAGCGCCUUUUAUUUAGGGUAAAAUGAUUGAAUCUGUUCUGCUCCCCCGACCUGUGCUUGAAACAUGGGAUCUUCUUUAACCUGCAUAUGAUUCUGGGGUUGCUUCAGAAAUAUGAUUUAAUAAACGAUUCAUACCAUUGAUGCCCCCUCCAGCCCCCCCCACCCCACCCUACCCCAGGAUUCUAUUUUUGUGUAAUGGACUUAAGGAUUUAAUUUUCUACCAAGUGUAAAAGAUGAGGUGUGUUUAGCCAGGGUUGAACCACUUAACAUCACCUCUUCAUUUUGGAAGUUUGCUUGUCUGUGUCACACAAACUUUUUACCAUUUUCAUGUACUCACAAAGAUCUAUUUUGAGUAAGGUUUUAACAAACUUUCACACCAGUAGUAAAAGCAAAACUGUCUGUUAAUAACGUCUGUUAUGAAGAAUGUUGUAUAGCUGUUUAUAUACUGUGUAUAUGCAGUUGAAACCAGGUGGCUGUGGAAGAGGGGAAUAAAUCUAAGGUCUUUAUGA
This is a messenger RNA of Sorex araneus (European shrew), 5452 nucleotides long. It is a transcript of the gene SEC22C, whose product is annotated as SEC22 homolog C, vesicle trafficking protein. Gene Ontology annotation, biological process: endoplasmic reticulum to Golgi vesicle-mediated transport. The transcript is spliced from 10 exons. Bases 464 to 1375 code for a protein of 303 amino acids. The record is from RefSeq and is a predicted model, not a curated record. NCBI's taxonomy places the organism in Eukaryota, Metazoa, Chordata, Mammalia, Eulipotyphla, Soricidae.